Molecule: messenger RNA, 405 nt
Organism: Durio zibethinus
Lineage: Eukaryota; Viridiplantae; Streptophyta; Magnoliopsida; Malvales; Malvaceae
Source: RefSeq, a predicted model, not a curated record
AUGGCGCUGGAAGACUGCUCCUCAAUGUGGAAAAUUAAUCACAUCAUAGAGAAAAUGCCCAUGCUAUUCAAGCAUGGCAUGACAUUGACCGAUAAGAGCUGUUCAGGAGGAGAGGGGCGUAUGCAUAGGGACAUCAAAUAUGGUGAAAAUGAAAUCAAAAUACAGUUCGAUGGAGCCUCCAUGGGGGAUAUUAAGGACUCCUUGAAGGUCGAUACACCGGUAAUCAAGGGACAGUGCAGAAAGCAAGAUGAAGAUGAUUGUUGGUCGAUCAGGGGCUGUGGUUCCUGUUGUACUUGUUUCCAGCUCCCCGAGAGCUGUAACGGAUAUAACAUCAAGGCAGAGUUCAAGAAUGGAGUUCUGUUCAUCUCAAUCCCCCGCUUUCAUUGGUUAAUGUGGCGGUUAUAA